AGAUAAGUUGCGUCAUUUCCGGGCUAACAAGUGGCGGGAGUUGUCUGAGGAGCGGGAGGUCAGCGACACACGGUGAAACUUGUUUUAAACUUUUUAAAAAUGAUGGCUACUAACGGGAAAGACUGUGGGGUAAAAGAUGGCGCCUCGGUUUGUUGUAACGGCUCCGCUGUGGCGAACGGAGCCGCCCCGGAGGCGUCGCCGAGCAUCAAGCCGCUGAACGGAGCCGCGGUUCGGCCGCAGAGCUUCACCUUCACCCCGCAGCCCACCAUCGAGGAUAUUCGGCGGAUGCAGGCGGAGUUCACGGACGAGCGGGACUGGAACCAGUUCCACCAGCCCCGCAACCUGCUCCUGGCCAUGGUCGGGGAGGUGGGCGAGGUGUCCGAGCUGUUCCAGUGGCGCGGGGAGGUGGCGGAGGGUCUGCCCGGCUGGAGCGAGUCCGAGCGGGAGGAGUUGGCGCACGAGCUCAGCGACGUGCUCAUCUACCUGGUGGAGCUCGCCGAGAAGUGUCGCGUCGACCUGCCCCAAGCGGUGCUGCGGAAGAUGGCCCUGAACCGGCUCAAGUACCCGGCCAGCAAGGUGCACGGCUCGGCCAAGAAGUACACCGAGUACAAGGACUGAUGUUGGGUGUGAAGAGACAACCAGGGGGGGGGGGAGCUGCUGCUGGACUUUUGAAUCGUUCGGUUCAAAUGGCUUUUUUUCUUGUUCGACUUGUUGCAACUGUAUGAAAGCUCUUGUGUGACUUAAACCUCCUCGUGCACAGCUGCAUUUAGCAGAAGACACUUGCAGAAUUUGCAGUUUUUUAUUGAGUUUAAAGGUUCAGUGUGUGAAAGUUAGAGACAUCUAGUGGUGAGGUUGCAUGUUACAGCUGAAAACCCUUCAUCUCAGCCUCCCACACACGGAGAACCUGUGGCAGCAUGUUUGGACAGCUGUGACAAACAUGUCUGCCUCUGCAGAGAAGACCUGCGAUUAAAAUAUAAAGUAAUAAACCCCUUUCACUUACAUCUUUCCCAUUUACCCUUUAAUGUUUCAAUCAUGUUUUAGUUUGAGUCAAUUUUAAGCAUUGCAUCAUUUUUAGAGAAAAUAUUCCUCUUGUUCAAUCCUUAAAUACUGGGAGGAAGGUGUCCCUGUUGUUCGAUUCCUUGGGGAAGUAUUUGGAGGAUAAUAUCCCUCACUGAACAUUCGUGAGACUUUCAUUCCCCUUGGCUCCUUGUGCGUGUGACAGAGGAUUAGAAAGUUGGUGGAGUUAAAGCUGAAUUUCUUGAACAUCCCUGACCUGAGAAAAGUUGUAAAAAAGGAGAGGAAUGUGAUAUUUUUUUUCUUUGUUGUUGGUGAUUUAUUUCAGGGCUGGAUCUUCUCAUCUCCUGUCUAACUUGUGCAAUUUUUCUUGUUACAGUAAAAGUUGCUUUAAUUUAAA
Messenger RNA from Paralichthys olivaceus (Japanese flounder), 1414 nucleotides. RefSeq names its product dCTP pyrophosphatase 1 (gene dctpp1). Gene Ontology annotation, biological process: dCTP catabolic process; DNA protection. Gene Ontology annotation, molecular function: dCTP diphosphatase activity. Gene Ontology annotation, cellular component: cytosol. NCBI's taxonomy places the organism in Eukaryota, Metazoa, Chordata, Actinopteri, Pleuronectiformes, Paralichthyidae. The record is from RefSeq and is a predicted model, not a curated record.